Messenger RNA from Dermacentor silvarum, 3069 nucleotides. Its product is annotated as sulfotransferase ssu-1. Lineage: Eukaryota; Metazoa; Arthropoda; Arachnida; Ixodida; Ixodidae. Gene Ontology annotation, biological process: sulfation. The coding region runs from base 255 to 905 and encodes 216 amino acids. The record is from RefSeq and is a predicted model, not a curated record. Gene Ontology annotation, cellular component: cytoplasm. Gene Ontology annotation, molecular function: sulfotransferase activity. The transcript is spliced from 2 exons.
CAAGUGGAUGGAGGGGUCCAUUCGCAAUGACCUGGACGCACAAUAUGAGAGCCAAUGAUCGCUUAUUUUACUGCUCCAAGUAAUCACGAGCAACUAACAGCCGCCAUUGUAAGGGGUUAAUGCUGAGUUUAUGUUGUAUAAAAUAACGAGUUGCGAAAGCAAGUUGGUACCCUGAAGGCCCAGAAGACCUUGUCGUCUAUUUCCACCGUUAUCCUGGGUGGCAUUUCAAGAAAGCUAUUUUUUCUCGAAGUGGCAUGGAAGUUAAAGAGCUCCGGUUCAUCGACGGCCUGUGCAUCCGCUCGUUCUUCCCUGAAUCACUCAUUCGAUCAACUCUGGCUUACAGUCCCCAUCCCGAUGACGUCUUCGUCGUCUCGUACCCAAAGUGUGGCACGACCUGGACGCAGUACCUAAUACUCAGCGUACUCACGGACGGGGAACCACCUACAAGCCUCGAAGACUUCAUGCUGGCCUCACCGUAUAUGGAAAUGAUGGGUGCUGAAGCAGCAGAAAAAAUGCCGAGACCAGCACUGCUCAAAACGCACCUUCCGUUUGACAAGCAACCGUACUCUGAACAAGCCAAGUACAUCUACGUCGCACGCAACCCCUACGAUGUCUGCGUGUCAUAUUACUACUUCCUCAAGAGCAUGACGCCCAAGAGAGUUAAGGACGUCUCAUUUUCAAAGUUUCACCAGCUUUUUGUCUCAGGCAGUGUAUCCUACGGCGACUACUUCGACCAUUUGCUUUCGUGGUACAAACACCGCCACGACGAUAACGUGCUCUUUUUGACCUAUGAACAGCUGAAGAAGGAACCUGAUUUUUGGACAUUGAAGAUCGCAGAUUUCCUGGGCGGAGACUAUGCCGACCGCAUGCGGGAGGACCCCAGUUCUGCUUCAAAAAGUUCUUGACGCAACAAUGCUCGAAAAGAUGAAGGAAGUAUUUAACGGCAAGAUGUUUACUGUGAUCCAGCGCCUCCUAGACCUGCCCCCUGACAGGUCUAUUGAAUCAAUGGAAGUCUACAGGAGUAAGUUGGCGCAUCGUGAAGAGAUGCACGAAGAUCACGGCUUUGUGCGCAAGGGAGUUGUUGGUGAUUGGAGAGCUCACUUCACUAAGGCCCAGAUUAGGAAAACCAAGUCGUGGAUUGCGAGAAAGACCGAAGGUUCUGAUGUAAUGCGGCUGUGGAAAGAUCUCGACCUGCCAUGACAACUGCUCAUUACAACGGAUUCAAGAGCUGCUAUGAAAGUGAGAUGAAAGCUAGCACCGAGCGGUGCGAUUUCUGUGUGGUGGAAUCGCUUAUGACACAAAGCACAUCAACACUAAAGAAUGGCUCUUACGUUCACUUCUGCCAGGAAACAAAGACUUCACUGUGAAAAUGACUGGAAGCAUCCGCAAAAGUUUUAGGGCAGCCCGGGAGGAACAUAUGUGGUCGUUAACGCGCAACAAACCCUUAUAAACUUUGGUAGACAAACGAACAAACAAACAGCGCCGUAAAACAUGCUAAAGAGGAUAAAGGUGACUGAAGAACGCCAUUCCACACUUUAAAUACGGACAGAGCAAAAAGCGUAAACGUGAGUCGAUCAGUGGAGUAAAUGUUUAUAACGUAAACGACUUGCUCUAGUGGGUAAGGGUGAGGUAAAUGAACGCCGCCACUCUCAGAGACAGUAAUAGCACCAGAGUAAUUCAUCUCAUAAAUGUGCAACCCAGGUGUAAGUGGAGUAGUCUAGUUUUGCUAAGAUGCAGCUGGAUAGUACAAAUUGAACAAUUAUUACAGUUUCACUUUACCACCUUUAGAGCAAGUACACUGGUACAACUAUUACUCUGUCGCAUCUGCUUGAGGCAUAUUCGCCCCUGUUUACUGUAAAACAGCAGUAAUUUAAAGCUCCUUUUAGAAACUUUGAGUUAAGGACUGUCAGAUUUUAAACGACUGCAGACACUUAUACACAGGUACUUGGUAGUGCUCAGCCCAGGCUUCCUAUAGUGUAGCAAUGUAUUGUAUAUACGUCAAAAACCUAAAUGCCACUUCAAACUGCAUAAAAUCUUUCAUUCCUUGUUCUUUAACCAGCAGGGGCAAAGCUCACCCAACCUUAAAAAUCUUGCAAAAGGCACUUAAACUGAUGAAAAAAAAUAUAGACAGAGGUAAGCGAAAUCAUUUGCAAUGAAAUACGAAUAACAGAUAUAAGCACACAUAAUGAAAGACCUGAAUAUUUUGUUGAAACCGAACGAAAUUAUAGCAGUGCAGAAAUUAAGGAGAAAAUGAAUAUUGUCACAUAAUAAAAACAUAGCAUGCGCAUAUUAGGCUGCGUUGUUAAUGUGCCUCUGGUAUCAACGGCAAUGUCGCUACUGACACAAUAUCAACCAGUAGGACGAAUACUGAAAACAAGCAUUGUUACUUCGGGAACUAGGGAAGGCAGUAGUAUCGUAGGCAGGACGAGCUGUUGCAAUACUGAGUGAGACAUCACAAUUUACACCUUUCUUUCAGGCCUAACACAAAUAACUUGUUCUGUGUAGGUGCAUAAGCACAAAAGAAUGCAUAGUAACAGCAGAAAAGAUGACAAGCUUUGCUCUUGCAGUUAUUAGUGAUAAAAGCUAUAAGUGACGCACCAAAGAAACAUGCACUUUGUGGCAUAGGCAAAUGUGUAGAAUAGUGAGCGCUUCGGUGGCACAAAGGGGUUGGCGUGAUGCGAGUAAGGCCUAUUGAGCCAUUUUAAGACGACCAAUACAUUUCUGUUUGAGCUGAUGUACUCAGUAAUGAACGAUCAUUACCAUCUGGCCAACAAAGUCAACCAAGAGCAUUUGAAGAUACUGAAGAUCAACACAAUAACUGUCAUCGUUAUCACCAUCAUCAGCUUAUUUAGGUCCACUGAAGGACGAAGACUUCUCCCAGCUAUCUCCAAUUACCCUUCCCUUACGCCAGGUGACCCCAUUUUAUGCGUGCGAAUUUCCUAACUUAAUCACAGUACCUCAUUGUCUGCCGUCUACAAAUCUGCUUGCCUUUUCUUGACUUCCAUUCUGUAACUCUAACAGACCACCAUCACCUGCACUACGCAUUACAAUUCCGGCCAAAUUAAAUUU